AUGAAAAAUGUUAAACUUGUUGAAGAGGAAAAAAAAGUUAAAGUGGAUGCCCCUCAACGUUUUAAUAAACGUUAUUUCAUAAAUAAACGUGCAGAAGACGAUGAUCCACUAACAGACCUUGAUCGUAUUGAUCAAGCUAAACGUCCAUUGGAUGGAAAAUUUAUUUACCCUGAUUCGGCUGGAAAAGGUGUAAAUAUUUUCAUCGUUGACAGUGGUAUUUUCCUUACACAUGAACAAUUUGAUGGUCGUGCCAAAUUUGGAGGUGCUUUCUGUAAAAAUUGUAAAAGAGAUGAUAUAGAUAGACAUGGUACUUUUGUUGCUAGUGUUGCCGCUGGAAAUACUGUAGGAGUAGCAAGAAAAGCCAAUAUUAUUGAUGUUAGAGUUUUAAAUGCUAAAGGUGAAGGUUCAACUUCCAAUAUGAUUGAAGGUUUAUCCUUUGUAAUUGAUCAACACAAAAAUGGUAAAAACAAGAAUUCAGUUAUUAACAUGUCACUUGGAGUAGUUCCUGUAUCACGAGCUUUAAAUGAUGUUGUCAAAGAAGUUACUGAUGCUGGUAUUCACAUAGCUGUUUCAGCUGGUAAUGAUUCUGAAGAUGCUUGUGGACAAUCACCUGCAUCUGCACCUUCAGCUAUUACAGUAGGUGCUACCGAAAAAACAAGUGAUGCAGUUACAGAUUUCUCAAACAUUGGAAAAUGUGUUGACAUAUUCGCUCCAGGUCGUCAAAUUUUUGGUGCUAUUCCUGCUGCUGAAAAUGAUGAUUAUUUAGUACUUAAUGGUACUUCUUUUUCUUCUCCACUUGUUGCUGGUACAUUAGCUCUUUUAAUUUCCAAGAGUAGUAAUAAACCACCAGCUGAAUUAACAAAAGAUCUUAUUAAAUUAUCAACAAAAGGAGUUGUUACUGGUCUUAAAAAGGGUUCUCCAGACGCCUUUUUACGUACUCCAGCUCCAUAA
This is a messenger RNA of Rhizophagus irregularis DAOM 181602=DAOM 197198, 951 nucleotides long. RefSeq lists its product as uncharacterized. NCBI's taxonomy places the organism in Eukaryota, Fungi, Glomeromycota, Glomeromycetes, Glomerales, Glomeraceae. Gene Ontology annotation, molecular function: serine-type endopeptidase activity. The record is from RefSeq and is a predicted model, not a curated record. Gene Ontology annotation, biological process: proteolysis.